Molecule: messenger RNA, 4296 nt
Organism: Patiria miniata (bat star)
Lineage: Eukaryota; Metazoa; Echinodermata; Asteroidea; Valvatida; Asterinidae
Product: serum paraoxonase/arylesterase 2-like
Exons: 10
Coding region: 16-1200 (394 amino acids)
Molecular function (GO): arylesterase activity
Source: RefSeq, a predicted model, not a curated record
CUGGUGUAGUAUGCAAUGGCUGUCGUGAGAGGGAUGACCCGGGUUCGAUCCCAAUCCCCGCCACAUUGUCUAAGCUUAAAUUCACAACAGAAGUGCUUCUUCACAAUGUUUAGAAACAUCUUGAUUGGCAUCUCAGCUGCACUUAUUUUGCAGCACAUCUUGUCAGUAAUUUAUAGCCUGGGUUUCCAUAAGAGAGCGUAUAACCACAGACCAGGAUCAUGCCGAGUUGUAACAGGAAUUGAUUCUGGCUCAGAAGAUAUUCAUGUAUUGAGGAAUGGCUUGGCUUUGAUAACCUCGGGUAUAGAUCUGACACCCCUUGGCCACCUGAUGGAUCCAUCUGGUCUGACAUGGAAAGGACGUAUCUAUCUAUUUGAUUUCAAGCAACCCAAUGCCAAUGUGACUGAGUUGCCAAUACUGGGCAGCUUUGAUCACUCUGACUUCAGACCACAUGGCAUUAGUGUAUGGGAGGAAGAAACUCAAACCACUGUCUUUGUAGUGAAUCACAAGCAGCACCGUGAGGCAAUAGAGGUAUUGAGCUUGAACCAGGACAACAAGUCCCUUCAAUACCUGUAUUCCAUUACAGAUCCACUCAUGAGAAGUGUCAAUGACGUGGUUGCUGUAGGAAGCAACUCAUUUUACUUCACUAAUGAUGGCUAUAAUAAUCAGCUGUUCAAGCGAUUCCUGGAGCGAUUUCUGAAAUUCCCUUGGGGUAAUGUGAUCUAUUAUGAUGGGGAUGCUGGGCGUGGACAAGUUGUUGUUUCCAGAGGUCUGGAACCCAAUGGCAUCAACAGAUCUCCAGAUGGCAGGUACAUUUAUGUUUCAUCACCAAUAGUUGGCACAGUGACUGUGUAUGAGCAGCAAGCAGACCAUGCACUCCAACCCAUUCAGGUGAUUGAUCUUAGUACGAGUCCUGAUAACAUAUAUGUGGAUUCAACAUCAGGUGACCUUUGGUUGGGAUGUCACAUGAUCGGCUAUCAGAGCAUGCUCCACUUUCAGAAUUUUACUCAACCGGCCGCAUCACAGGUAUUGCACAUCCAGCUGAAUUCCAAGGUGGCACCGUACACUUAUGAUAUCAGAGAGGCAUAUGUAGAUGAUGGUAGGCAAGUGUCAGGCUCAUCAGUAGCUGCCUACUAUAAUAAGCAACUUCUUAUUGGUUCAGUUGCUCAUAAGUUGGCACACUGUCAGGUAGUGGCCUUCUAGGUCUGUUUCUUAAUGCUUUUCUUUUAUCUCUGUUAUAUUUAAAUUGCGAAUGUCUAAGGCAUUGCUCUGUCAUUAUGCUUAAAGUCUGGCCAGUAAUAUUGGCUGUUCAUCCUCAAAUCAUGUUAUAUUUGUACAACACUUACAUUUUCUAUGUCUUGAUUGGCCCGAGCAUGCCACAUGGUAUUCCUUAUGGCACUUUUAGUUCACUUUCGAAAACCACAACAAAAGGGACACACAGCAUGCACGUACAAUUUGGGUGAUUUACAAUGCAGUGCGCCACCAAAAGUUUGCCAUGGAGAGUCCAUUUUUCAAGUUUACAGUCGACAAAACAUGGCCCAUUUGAAUAAGUGUCAGUAGACAAUUUGAGCUAAUUUGUUAUAGAUUGGAACAUACGGCUUUCUGCCGCCUUACACAAAACACCAUGUUGAUCAAAAGAAAAGAAAAGGGCAAGCAGAUACUCAAAAUGCUCCGUGGGAAACUCUUGGUGGCGCACUGCAUUGUGAAUCGCCCGAAUUGCAUGCAUGCGUUUGGCGCUUAAUACACACAACGUGUUUUGUUCUGCAUGUGCACAGACCUGUGUGAGCAUCAGGGGUCAUCGGUCAUAUGUUCAAAUGUUCUUUUUUCAUAUACUGCCCCCAGUUUAAAAAAAUGUGUUAUUCCACAUUUCUUUGCAAUCAAGAACGAGUGUAAGCCAGCUAGUCUGGUUGCCUCUUUUGUUUGUACUUUAAACUUUUUAGUAACACCUCCCAUAUGUGUUGUACACGAUUGCAAUUGUGGAUGUGGCAGGCCAUGAUAGUGGUGCACUUUGUGUCCAAUCAGUAUUAUUUGAAGAAUGAGACAAAAUGUACAGUGUGAGGUACAAAACAGAACUAAGUUUUUUAAGUUGUUGAUUUUUACUUGGUUUUAGGUUUUAGUUUACCGGUAGUCUUUGCUUUUAGUUACACGUACAUUGUAUUUUUUUUUUUUUUUUUAAAGUUCAGUCUUUUAAGUUGGUUUUUGGUCUUUGAUUUACAGUUCUUGAAAAUAUUUUUAUUUUUUUGGGGUCAAUUCAAUUCAAUUCAAUUCAAGAAUACAUUUAUUCCACACUCCUUUAGAGAAAACAUCCAUACAUUCAUUUUUCCAGGUCACAUGGACCUUCGGGAAUUGUGGACCCUAUUGUUCAAGGUCUCCUAUUGAAUGCAAAACCGAACCCACAUACUCCCUUUGUAGUUAAGUAUUCCAAGGGAAUCUUUUGGGAAAAGGAGAACCAUACACUGACACAGAGAAAGACAUCCUCACUCUAAUAAUGGAUGUUUCCUCAUUGGUACAGGUUGGCUAUUAUUGGCCCUCUCAGGUAAGAAACAUACAUUGUGGUGGAUACAUAUUUGAAAAUCUGUCUUAAAACAUGCCAGUCAAAUUGCUAGACACGUCCAAACCACCAUAUGUUAACGAUUAUAAAACACAGCGUUGUGCUAGAACAUAUUAGCAGUAGAUACAAUAGAAUAAAUUCUAGUGAUUUGUCCAAAGCUUAAGAAUAUACGGUAUAUGGAGAAUUACCUGUUCCCAUCCAAGUAUUUUGUUGCAAAUGGAGACCUCUUAGAACAACAGAAAUGUUACCAUCAUGUUAAUAAUAACAACCUUUGAUUUAAUUGUAUAGUAAAUGAAUGAUCUGAAAUAAUGUAUUGAAAGAAACCAACUGAUAACUGCUGUAUUUAUCUGUUAUUAUUUACAAGGAACACAAAAAAUUGGCCCUGUUGCCUUUAAACUUUUUAGCAAUGAUAAAUGAUUUUUUGUCUUCGCAGCCAGAUGUGUUUUAUCAUGCAUGCAGCAGCAACUUUAUGGACUUAGUGACUGGUCAGUUACAAAAUAACGCGACCCUCAACCCAAACAAAUGUCCGGCCAUGGUGUCUUGUUUUUGGAGAGUACCUACUGCCAUACCUAUUUUUCAUAUUGGUGAAUCUGUAAUUAAUCAGACAGAUGGUGUCAAGUUGCUAGGUGUUCAUAUACAGAAGAAUAGGAAAUGGGAUUUGCAGGUCAAGAAUCUGUGUAAAACAUUCAACAGAAAAAUGUAUAUUUUACGGCAGUUGAGACGGUGUAAUGUUCCUGCGGACAGUUUAUUUACAAUAUGUGGGCCCUGCUUUGGAGUAUGCUGCACCGGCCUGGCUCUGCAGCCUGACAAAGAUGAAGAGAAAGAGUGAUUAGAAAAACUAUAAAGGAAAGCUUUCUGUAUAGUCUUUUCUGAUGCUCAAUGUAAUAACCUAUCAUACAAAGAGAUCUGUGUGUCACUUAAGUUUCCUACUGUAUCUGAAAAGUUAGAACAACCAGCGCUCAACUUUGGGAAGAGUCUCCUUGAGUCCAGGUGCUUGCCGCACCAACCGUUAAGCAAUUAAGUCCUGCCCAAUCCCGUUUUUAACAUAAUCAUCACAGGUCAUCAUUGGCCUUGCAUGUGCUGGGGUUUCUGGACAGUGGACACAUUAUGUCCCUUGCGAAUUGUGGACUGGCCUUGUUUGUCUGCCCUCUUUUUGAAGGUGAUUGGCCAGUGAUUGGCUUACAACUCUGUAAAUAAUCAAACCUACAGAUUUUAUCUCUUUUUUUAUCUCGCUUGUUUGUUUAUACACAGCUCAUGGUAAAGGCCUUGUAGAUUCUCCAAACAUUUUUGUGGUGAUUUAAUUAAUCCAUUUUCUAUGUCUUUGAUUAUGUAUACUGUUUUUUGUCCCGGUAGUUUUUUAUGUUUGUGUUAAUAUUUUUUUCUGGCAAAUUUUUGUGUAUUUUAUGCAAAUGUAAUUUUGAUGCUAAUGUAUUUUAAUUCUGAUUUUUAUUGUAAACUGACUGUAAUUCAGCCCACGGCUGUGAAAGUCUUUAAAUAAACCAUUAAAAAUAAAAACCUGUGAUUUACUUGUUACAGUAAUGAAUGAUCUCCAAGUAAUGAAGUGAAAGACACCAACUGAUAACUGCUCAUUUACAUGUUAUUAUUUAUUCUCUUUAAUAUGCAUUAACUUUUUGUUGGGCAAUGUAUUGGAUUUUCACAAACGAAAAUAUGUGGAAUAUACAUGUACAUCAACACCAUACUACCAUAAAUGUGUACAAGUUUUCAUGAAGUUGUACAAUAAGCAUUAC